AUGAACUGGAGUACAGUGACAGAAUUCACUCUGGAGGGGUUUUCCCAGUACCCCAAACUUGAAAUCAUCCUCUUUAUCUUGUGCCUCUUGAUGUACUUGGUAACCCUACUGGGUAACAGCAUUCUCAUUACAAUCAGCAUACUGGAUCUGCACCUUCACACUCCCAUGUACUUUUUUCUCAGCAAUCUCUCUUUCAUGGACAUCUGUUACACAGCUUCCUCCGUCACUCCUAUGGUGGUGAAAUUCAUAACGAAAGGAAAUACUGUUCCUUUCACAGGGUGUGCCGUGCAAAUGUAUCUCUCCCUUGCUAUGGGGUCCACAGAGUGUUUGCUCCUUGCCAUGAUGGCAUGUGACCGGUAUGUGGCAAUCUGUCACCCCCUUAGGUACCCUAUCAUCAUGAACAAAAGUGUCUGUCUGCAGAUGGCAUCUGGGUCAUGGAUAACAGGUUGCCUUACUGCCUUGCUUGAAACAAGUUCUGCCCUGCAGCUGCCUCUCUGUGGGAGCUCCAUCAAUCACUUUACCUGUGAAAUCUUGGCGCUAUUGAAGUUAGCCUGCACGAGCUCACUGGCCAUGGACAUGAUCAUGCUGGUGGUCAGUGUGCUUCUCCUUCCAAUCCCAAUGCUCUUAAUUUGCAUCUCAUAUACUUUCAUUCUCUUCACUAUUCUAAGGAUCAACUCAGCAGAUGGAAGGAGCAAAGCUUUCUCCACCUGCUCAGCUCACCUUACAGUAGUGAUCUUGUACUAUGGGACUGCCCUUUCUAUGUACCUGAAGCCAUCAUCGGUGGAUUCUCAGGAAAUCGAUAAGUUCAUAACUUUGUUUUAUGGAGUGGUUACUCCCAUGCUAAACCCCAUUAUCUAUAGCUUGAGAAAUAAAGAAGUGAAAGGGGCUGUGAAAAAGCUACUGAGCAGAAAUGUCUUUUCACGGAGACUCUGA
This is a messenger RNA of Trichosurus vulpecula (common brushtail), 933 nucleotides long. Its product is annotated as olfactory receptor 2K2-like. The transcript has a single exon. Gene Ontology annotation, cellular component: membrane. The record is from RefSeq and is a predicted model, not a curated record. Gene Ontology annotation, biological process: G protein-coupled receptor signaling pathway. The coding region runs from base 1 to 933 and encodes 310 amino acids. Gene Ontology annotation, molecular function: olfactory receptor activity; G protein-coupled receptor activity. Lineage: Eukaryota; Metazoa; Chordata; Mammalia; Diprotodontia; Phalangeridae.